Messenger RNA from Lagenorhynchus albirostris (white-beaked dolphin), 1806 nucleotides. It is a transcript of the gene ZNF697, whose product is annotated as zinc finger protein 697. The transcript is spliced from 3 exons. Gene Ontology annotation, biological process: negative regulation of transcription by RNA polymerase II. The coding region runs from base 184 to 1806 and encodes 540 amino acids. Lineage: Eukaryota; Metazoa; Chordata; Mammalia; Artiodactyla; Delphinidae. The record is from RefSeq and is a predicted model, not a curated record. Gene Ontology annotation, molecular function: DNA-binding transcription repressor activity, RNA polymerase II-specific.
UCCACAGCGUGCCAGCUGCUUUUCCACUAACCUUAGAUGGUAGGUGGCAGCAUGCCUGUUUUUAGGGAUGCAGAAUCUGAGGUUCAGCAAGGUUGAGUCACUUGCACAAGGUGAAGGAGCUGACAGAGAACAGGAUUUGAACCCAGGGAUCCGUGGUCACCUCCCUUGUCCUGGUCUUCCUGGAUGGAACGAGAAGAUAAACGGGGCGUGUGUGAAGCCCAGGACUCAGAAGACAAGGGGAUGGACUCUGAUUUUGAGAACUCUGAAGACAGGGAAGGGGACCCAGAAGACAGAGGAAUGGGCUCUAACCCACAUGAUGCAGACAAGAGAGAAUGCCACCUGGAGCAGGAGAUGGGCUCCAACCCACAGGAUGAAGCUCUAGGAGGGGACUCAGAGGAGAGGGAACUAGUGUCCAACAUCUGCACAGAGGGGCUGCUGAGCGAGGAAGAAGGGGUUGCUCUCCGUGAGGAAGACGAUGACCAAGCUGGAGUAGCUGAGAUGGCGAUGUUCGCAGGGCUGUCUGAGUCCGUCGGCAUUUCCCGGAGCCCCCAGGAAGAGGGGGAAGAGGAGCAGCCGCCUCCUGCCGUGCUUCCCUGGAGGCGGCACCUCUCCCUGGGGAGUCGACACCGGGGUGACAAGCCCGCCCACCGCCGAUUCCGCCGGCUCCACCACCCCAUGGCCAUGGACCUCGGGGAGCUCGACAGCCUGAUGGCCAGCAUCAUGGACGCGCCCACCAUCUGCCCCGACUGCGGGGAGAGCUUCAGCCCGGGCGCCGCCUUUCUGCAGCACCAGCGCAUUCACCGCCUGGCGGAGGCCGCCGCGGCCGCCAGCCUGGAGCCCUUCGGCUUCGCUGGCGAGUGCGGCGGGGUGGUGGGGAUGAUGGGCGUGGGCGUGGCGGGGGGCUUCGGGGCGGGGCCCGCGCUGGCCCGGCCCCCGCGCGAGAAGCCCUUCCGCUGCGGGGAGUGCGGCAAGGGCUUCAGCCGCAACACCUACCUGACCAACCACCUGCGGCUGCACACGGGCGAGCGGCCCAACCUGUGCGCCGACUGCGGCAAGAGCUUCAGCUGGCGCGCCGACCUGCUCAAGCACCGGCGCCUGCACACGGGCGAGAAGCCCUACCCGUGCCCCGAGUGCGGCGAGGCCUUCAGCCUCAGCUCGCACCUGCUGAGCCACCGGCGGGCGCACGCGGCGGCCAGCGGCGCGGGGCCGGCGGCGCUGCGGCCCUUCGCCUGCGGGGAGUGCGGCAAGGGCUUCGUGCGCCGUUCGCACCUGGCCAACCACCAGCGCAUCCACACGGGCGAGAAGCCGCACGGCUGCGGCGAGUGCGGCAAGCGCUUCAGCUGGCGCUCGGACCUGGUGAAGCACCAGCGCGUGCAUACGGGCGAGAAGCCCUACAUGUGCUCCGAGUGCGGGGAAACCUUCAGCGUCAGCUCUCACCUCUUCACGCACAAGCGCACGCACUCGGGUGAGCGGCCGUACGUGUGUCGCGAAUGCGGCAAGGGCUUCGGGCGCAACUCGCACCUGGUGAACCACCUGCGCGUGCACACGGGCGAGAAGCCCUUCCGUUGCGGCCAGUGCGAGAAGCGUUUCAGCGACUUCUCCACGCUCACGCAGCACCAGCGCACGCACACGGGCGAGAAGCCCUACACGUGCAUCGAGUGCGGCAAGAGCUUCAUCCAGAGCUCGCACCUGAUCCGCCACCGCCGCAUCCACACGGGCAACAAGCCGCACAAGUGCGCCGGCUGUGGCAAGGGCUUCCGCUACAAGACGCACCUCGCGCAGCACCAGAAGCUGCACCUGUGCUAG